Molecule: messenger RNA, 3574 nt
Organism: Diaporthe batatas
Lineage: Eukaryota; Fungi; Ascomycota; Sordariomycetes; Diaporthales; Diaporthaceae
Exons: 3
Coding region: 566-1228 (220 amino acids)
Source: RefSeq, a predicted model, not a curated record
GCUCCCUCCUCCAGCUCCCCAUCCGCUCGCUGGCUUUUCCCCAUUUUCCCGGGGUCAGGAGGAAAAGCCAGACCACGCCAGACGAUCUCUGGCGGGCCCUGGCUGCCACUCCACAAACACGAAUCAACAGCGAGUCGGCCAAUGCCGAUUCGAUGAGCAACCGUUUCGUAUCUGCACAAGGCCAGCUGAACCCUGCCAGCCUGCCAGGCACAGCGUUCACCACCCCUGACUCGCAGAGAGGGAAAAAGAAGCUACUGUGGGCUAAAUUUGGGUACUCACUACACUACUGUGGUAUACGGCAUCCAUGGACCCGCUUGACAGGCCAUGCGUCUUUGUUGAUCCUCUGCCAGUGUUGCUGUGUAAUUACUCUGAUAUAAGGUUAACCUGCAUCCGCGUCACCGGGACGAGGCCUGUUCGAUUCCUUUGUUCUCAUCGCCAGACUCUUGUCCAACGACACGCCCACGAUCGUUUAUUCAGCUUCCAACUAAAUUCGUCACUCGCUCACGAAUCCGUUUAAUUCUUUCUUCUCCGGAACAGGAUAAUAACCAGCAAACUAAUUUUCAAAAUGGUCUCCUCCCUGGCUCUCCUUGCUCUCGCCUCCGGCGCCCUGGCCCUCAAGGUCACCUCGCCCGACUCCAACACCAUCUGGAGCACCGGUGAGAAGCAGACCAUCGAGUGGGAGUCCGUCUCCAGCGACGAGUCUAGCUUCAACAUCUACCUGUCCAACAAGGCCACCUACCCUCCCACCGACGUCCUGCUUGCCUCCGACGUCCAGACCAGCGCCGGCUCCAUCGAUGUCGACGGCAGCAAGCUCUCCACCGGUGACAGCUACACCAUCAACCUGACCAACGGCACCAAGACCGAGCAGCUCUACGCCCAGUCGAACCAGUUCAACAUCACCGAGGGUUCGUCUCCCUCCUCCGCGUCCUCGACGGCGCUCGCUUCCUCGACUGCCUCCUCGUCGAGCACCGCGGCUGACUCUACCGCAGCUUCGUCCACCGCGAGCGCCGCGAGCUCCAGCGCCUCGGCCACUGGCACUAGCAGCAGCUCCUCCGAGGAGGCGUCCUCCACUGCCUCGUCGUCCUCUGGCAGCUCCAGCGCCAGCGGGACCGCCACCGGCAGCAGCAGCUCCAGCAGCUCCACCUCGACCUCGGCUGCGACCUCCGGCGCUGGAAAGAUUGUUGCCAGCUGGGUUGGUGUUGCCGCCCUCGCCGCCCUGGCUCUGUAAGAGCCUUCGAACUGCGCGGAUGGGAAGAGGCGAGAGUGGAAGUUGCAAGUUAGGGAAGAAGAUGGUCUCGGCUGUUGUUUUCCCCGGACCGCCGCCAUCGUUAUCACCAACACAAUUAUAGACGGGGGUUAAUGUGUAAUGAAAUAGAUACCAUUCUGCAUUGUCAUUGAAGGCUGGUCUUGUUAAGAAACACCAUGCAAAAACGAAAGGCCAUGUGGGAUCCCACAUUGUGAGCACCGUUAGUUCGCAGUGUCGACAAUAUCUUAUUUCUGCGAGGCCAAUAACACACAUCUUUGACCCCCAUGCCGCUGCCUGCUCAGCAUUGUUUUUUCCCCAGUGUGAUGAUUUUACUGCCCACUUUAUUUUUGAAAAGACAACAACUGCAAGUUUAGUCGCGCCGGGCCGGUCAUGCUUGCCCGUAUGGUUUCCGGCAUCUCGAAGAUCGGGGUCGGGACAGCCUGCUUUCUAGAGGUAGUGUCCACGACAGUAUAUCUGUCGGCGUCAAGAUUGCGGGGAAUGAAGAGGGGCCGUCGCUCAUGCCCAACACCCAUCCAGAUCUCAAUCCCGUUUGAGGUCUUAGUGCCGGCUUCCUUGGUAAGUGGUUUCGUUUAUAACCCCCUUACAUAUCAAACGUAUGUGGCGGCCCCAUACAGUGGUCAACGCUCAUAGACCCAUGGCGUGGCAAAGUGGUCGUUGGUUCCUCUUAGGUCUGGGCGGUACUCGACUUCCUCAGCUUAUCCAGCAGUCGAUCCAGGCUCUCCUGGUCUUCCUCCAGGCUGUCUUGGUGAACAUUGGUUGGGAACCCGUCUUCGAGACAAGACUCCAUCUCACCCUCAUCAUCCGCGUCCGACCAAUGUGAGGGCAAGAUGCAGUUAUCAAAACAGAUGUACCGCUGGGGGGAGAUCCUGACGCGACAAGUGUCCCGGUGUUCGAGGCCAUACGGUGUUUUGUCCCGAUAAGAGAUUUGGUCGAAUCGGAAGUCCAUCAGGUUGGGCAAGUCUGCGGCGAUGCGGUCCAGGAAAUGACUCCACUUGCCACCGUACGAGAAGUGUUCACCGUUGCUGUACUCGCCAUCAUCGGGCAGCCUGGUCCAAUUCGUGGUCGGGACCUUCCACUGGGCCAUGUUGUGCUCGUCGAUACAUAUCCAGGAGGCAAUCAUGCAGUUGUGCAUGAUAAGCUUGCGUAGCGAUUUGAUGGACAGGAUCCAGUCGAUGUCGCCGUCGUGCGCAAGCGUGUAAUGCCCCAGGGCCAGCGUCUCAAGCUUCGGGAACAAGAUACCGCUGGGGUCGAAGUAGCCCGGGAAGGGGCCCCAAUUGUCCGUCUUGUGGUAGAGGGAUAAUGCCUUGAGGUUCCCUGAGAUCGGUCUCAGCCACUCGGAGCACAGGUGAGCAGGGAAGGUCUGCAGCUCGACGCGUGCGUAAUCAUGGUCCGGGCCGGCUUCAUUGUACUCCUGGAUAAGAGACAGGUGCAACUCAUCGAGCUGGCCCAUGACGUCGCGAAAGAGGUCGGAGGAGGUGAAUCCGGGGAUGGGGCAAUUCUGAAGAUAAGCUCCAGAUUCUUCCUGCGACUCGACGCGUCCUCUGCCACUUCCUCCCACCGUCUGUUCUCACGCUCACCCAAGCACUCGGGGGUGAAGGCAAUUUCAAUGGAGCCAAGGUUGGGCAGCCUCGACAGCGCAGCAAGAGCCUCAUGGAACUUAUCGCCAUUCCCCUCCGGCUCCCUUGUGCCAGCACCGAGGCCGUGAUCCUUGAUGUCUGAGUGCGUGUGGAUGACGGCGUGACGAGGUAUCCGCCGAAUGUUUUCGUCCAGGCUGAUACUGUUCCAGGUCUUGAUGCGUUUUUUCGACGGGGAGAGGAAAACGACCUCAAAGAGAACCUUGGCGGCGUGCCUGUCUAGUUCCCUGCAGACCAGCCGUGUGUUUGACAGGUCUUUCUUGCCUUCGACUUGCUUAAUGACAUGCUCGACAACCUCCGGUGCGAGGCUCAGUAGCUUUCGGCCAGGGGCGUCGCUGCCAGCUAGACUGCCGUCUUGCGAUGACAUGAUGUUGUCCUUAAGUAUGCUCGGCGACUGCUGGAAUUAGUGACAGGGCGUCAAACAGUGGACAAAGGAGGAUUGCCCGAGUUUUAUACGUCAACUGGUACGGCCGCUGGGAACCAUGGAAUUGGAACAUACCAGCUUCUGCCUGGAACGACGGACCCCAAGUGCCUUGGCUCCCCGGGCGCUAUUCCCAUUCCUUGACGGCAGGGAUGAUUGGGCCAGCCGCAUCAGCUGCCUAGACUAGCCCAGGCACGGCAUGACAUUAGAGGCGGGUCAUUAUUGGUGAACAGUCUCAUGGUUCCCUGGCCU